GUGCGGCGCGGAGGCGGGCUGAGGGGAGCGCUGAGGGGCGGAGCGGGGCCGGGCUGGGCGCUGACGUGCUGCGGCCGACGGCGUGUGCCUGGGGACCGGGGCGGCCGGCGGAGGAGCCGGCUGAAGGCGCUCACGGAGCGUUCUGGGGAGCAGGCGUGUGGAGAGGGGUUUGGCGGAGAGUGGCAAAACACCAAAGAACCUCAGGAUGUCUGUAGUUCAGCGAGGGACAGCAACACUUCGUAAAGCGAAGAAAAUCACUGUAAAAACAUGUCUAGAUAACCCCUUUGUUUUUCAGUGGAAAACCAUAGAUGGAGAAGACAUGCAUUUUAUACUACAGACUUUAGAAGAGAGGAUUAAACAUAUUGGACUUAAAAAGAUUGAGACUCCAAGAAAGAAAAAACGUUCCCUUACAAAAAACCAAACAGAAAGAAAGUGUGAUGCUAGCACCAAUGAACUCCCUAAAGAAGAGGAAACAGAAGGCCAUCGACAAAAAUUAGGAUGGACUGAUACAAGUAUCAGAAGGCAGCUUGCUAUUGGAGUUAACGAAGUUACAAAAGCAUUGGAGAAAAAUGAACUACUUCUCUUGCUGGUGUGCAAGUCUGCAAAACCUGCCAUGAUCACGUCACACCUUAUUCAGCUGAGUGCAAGUCGAGCCACACCAGCAGGUCAGGUUCCCCGUCUCAGUGAAACACUUGCACCACUUCUUGGCUUAACAUCCAUUUUAGCAUUAGGCUUUAAAAAGCAGUCCGAUAAAUUUACUGAAGCAAUAGAAGCAAUAGUUCCAAAGAUACCAGCUUUGGAAGUGCCAUGGUUUCAAUACAGAAGUGAGGAAUUGGUGGCUUAUGCACAUACAGAUACUUCAGAAAAUCAGGAACCUGAGCAGCUUGUAGAGGUGCUGAGCAAUGAGCUCACAAGCCAGAAGCGCAAGCGUACAGAAAGCAACCAGCUCGACCUUUCAAAUGUAAUUUUACAGCCUUUGAAAAUCAAGAAACUUGUUCCAAACCCAAAUAAGAUAAAGAAACCACCUCGCAAAAAGAAAAAAGCUUUUUCAGCCUAACUGGUUUUAGUUUGGUUCUUCAUAUUAAACUGAUUUUUUUUAAUGCAGUAUGGAGUACAGCUCUAACUGAACUAUUUCAUUAGGCUUUACACUGUAAAGCACUUGAAUACCAGGUGAACUUUAUGUUGCAUUCAGUUGAGGUACUUUCUGCUUUAAUAAACAAUAUUGCUCAAACUUGGGUGUGAGCCUUUACCUGAGGGUAAAUAUUUCAUUUGCAGUUGAAAAUCACAGAGUUAAAAAUCAGUAAUGAAUAUGCCAAAGUAAUUUAAGACAUAAUAAGUACAUCUUUGGAAUUAAUGCAAACCAUUUAGUGAACUUUGUAUUUUUAUACAGAUGAACAUGCUUCAAGCAAAACAGAUGGGAGUUAAGUAUAAUUAGUCAAACAAAUCAAUACCAAAACUGAAAGUUUAUUUAAACAAAGGUCCAUGCCGGUAUAACUUUUUUAAAGCUGGUUCAAUGCUUGUUUCAAGUACACAGCUGUAACAGCACAGGCAGACGUCCCUUUUUAACUUUCCUAGUUUGCUCUGCUGAACAAACAACUUGUUUUGGUCAAGAAUAUAUGCAGACUGGAGUUCCAUCUAAUUGCUGGUGUCCAAUACGCUGAUGGAAAAACUUUAUUUUCAA
Molecule: messenger RNA, 1681 nt
Organism: Grus americana (Whooping crane)
Lineage: Eukaryota; Metazoa; Chordata; Aves; Gruiformes; Gruidae
Gene: RPP38
Product: ribonuclease P/MRP subunit p38
Exons: 3
Coding region: 206-1057 (283 amino acids)
Biological process (GO): tRNA 5'-leader removal
Cellular component (GO): nucleolar ribonuclease P complex; fibrillar center; ribonuclease MRP complex
Molecular function (GO): ribonuclease P RNA binding; ribonuclease P activity
Source: RefSeq, a predicted model, not a curated record